UUCCAACCCGGCCAUCAACAGCCAAUCCAACAACAAUCCCCCCCCGGCCUCGAAACAAAGAUGAACCCUUCUCCCAUCUACGACCAACUCCCCGUCGGAGGUGGGUUGACGGACGAGAAGGGUCAGGUGAAGGUCGAGAAGUACAGGGCGAGCGGAAAGUUGGAAGGAAGAAAGGCGUUGAUCACGGGUGGUGACUCCGGUAUCGGCCGCUCCGUCGCCAUUCUCUACGCUUUGGAGGGCGCAGACGUGGCUAUCGUCUACCUCCCUGAGGAACAGGAAGACGCCGCAAUCACCCAAUCCCAAGUCAUCAAAGCCGGCCACAAAUGCGUCCUAAUCCCCACCGACAUCCAAACCGAAGCAAACUGCAUCUCGGCCGUCGAACGCACCGUCGCAGAGCUGGGCGGUCUCGACAUCCUCGUCAACAACGCCGGGUACCAAAUGGAACAAAUCACGAUCGAGGAUAUCACCGAAGCCCAACUCGACCGCACUUUCCGCACGAAUAUCUAUUCGCAGUUCUUCCUUACCAAGGCCGCGCUCAAGCAUAUCCCGCGCGGUGGAGCGAUCAUCAACUGCGCCUCCGUAAACCACUACAAAGGCCACCCUAAACUCUUGGACUACACAGCAACCAAGGGUGCGAUCGUCGCCUUCACUCGUGCGCUUUCACAGCAGAUUGCGGAUAAGGGUAUCCGUGUUAACGCUGUUGCGCCUGGUCCCAUUUGGACUCCGCUCGUUGUUGCGACGAUGGGGAAGGAAAGUUUGGAUGGGUUCUCUGGAGUUCCGUUGGGGAGGGCGGGACAGCCGAGUGAGGUCGCUACGUGCUUUGUUUUCUUGGCUGGGCCGGAUAGCAGUUUCAUGACCGGGCAGACGUUGCACCCCAACGGUGGUACUGUUGUUAACGGAUAAACGUGAUGUUUAUUGUCGUGAAUCAUAUACGUGCAUAGCAUACCUUAGGAUAAGAUUU
Messenger RNA from Saitoella complicata NRRL Y-17804, 961 nucleotides. Its product is annotated as oxidoreductase. Gene Ontology annotation, molecular function: oxidoreductase activity. The record is from RefSeq and is a predicted model, not a curated record. NCBI's taxonomy places the organism in Eukaryota, Fungi, Ascomycota, Saitoellomycetes, Saitoellales, Saitoellaceae. Bases 61 to 903 code for a protein of 280 amino acids. The transcript has a single exon.